This is a messenger RNA of Malaclemys terrapin pileata, 4767 nucleotides long. RefSeq lists its product as uncharacterized. Gene Ontology annotation, molecular function: oxidoreductase activity, acting on metal ions. NCBI's taxonomy places the organism in Eukaryota, Metazoa, Chordata, Testudines, Emydidae. The coding region runs from base 1070 to 2578 and encodes 502 amino acids. The transcript has 30 exons. The record is from RefSeq and is a predicted model, not a curated record.
ACUUUCCCAUACCCACCACUAAAUGCCAGAUGAAGGUUUGCGCAGGGACAGCAGCUUCUACUGCAGUUUUGUGAGUAAUGCUGUCUUUAUUACUGCUCCUCAAAUGUGAGGAAGAAGAAAAUGCUCUACAAGUCUGGAUGGAAGGACAAAUAUGAGCAAGCAUUUAAAAUCCUCAAAGAAGAACUUGCAGAUUUCCAAUGUUCAUGCUCUCAAGUUUGAUCUAGAGAAGUGUUCAGGUGGAUGAAGAAAGGCAGAACAUCCUAUCUGCUAGCAGUCAGCUCGUUCUCAGCCCGGAUUCCCAGGUUGAUUGCUGUUCUCCCAGCCCAAUUUGCAUCCUUGUGGAAUUAUAAAGAAGAUAGUAGCUACCUGAGUGUGCAUCUUAUGACAUCCUCAGAACCUAUGAGGCCAAAGUUUGUCUCAGAAUUAUUGUGUAUCUCCUAAGCCGAACAAGCUAUUAAGUCUGGUUAAGAAGGUGGAAACUGUGAAGCACAUAACAGCUGAGUUGGGAAUGGUGGUAGAGGUGGUAGGGAAGCUGUAGAACUCACAACUAGCCCAGUGCACUGAGGCCCAAGUGUGAGCAAGGAGCUACAGAUGGAAUGCAGCUCCUAAUCAGUGUUUCCAAACUAGCAAUACCCUUUAGGGACCACAGAUUACCCUAGGUGGGGUGCAGAACCGAGAAAAUCAGCCAUUCUCCCUAAUGCCUUCUCCCUUGCAGCUGUGGGUAAAGCAUCAAGUGACUACCUGAAAGUCUCCUGCCUUCCAUCCCUGCUCCUACAGAAGCCCCUAAUGCAGCCAGCCACAGGAGCAGCUCACAGGUACUCGGUUGCAGGCUUAUAUAGCACAGCAGCCGUCAGUUUGAGCCCUCUGUUCCUGUAGCACUCAGCUCAGCCGCCAGGGCAUAUGUGAUCUAGCCCAAUGCUGCCACCAACAGAUGCUCCAAAUCCCAGUGGUGUGUAACCUUCUGCUAUGCAGGAAACCGGGAGGGUUCUUGCACUUCACAGCUGCAGCUGUUCUACACUGACCACAGAAGGACCAGGGGUUGCUCACUGAUCAGGACUCAACCAAUAAGAUGGACAGAUAUCCUUUCUUCGUGUUUGUGUUGUGUGGGGUAUUUUUGCCAAGAAUCCUUUGUUUUCCACAUGAAAACUCUACAAUAGAUUGUGAUACUAUGCUACCGCACCAUGGAGGUGAACCACAAAAAUCCACUCCACCAUAUGUUAUUGCUGUAUCUUUUGAUAAAUAUGAUCCAGGAAACGAAAUCCAAGUGACUCUAGAGGGAACUGCAGAGCGUGGUUUUCAAGGAUUUCAUCUACAGGCUCGAGAACUUGAAGGAGAUACUCCUGUUGGUUCCUUUAAAAUUACAGAUCCAAGCACGCAAGCCCUUGCAUGUCAUAAUGUUUCGAAUUCAGCAGUAAGCCACACAAAUUCAGAGGUGAAGCACAAAGUUACAACAACUUGGAUUGCACCUUCGGACACCAAGAGUAUUCAAUUUAGAGCAACAUUUGUUCAAGAUUCAAAGAACUUCUGGGUUGGAGUUCUCAGCAAAACUGUCACUCCUAGACCUUCUCAGUCAGCCAAUGUCACAGAAAGAAGGAAUAAGAAGAAGGCUUCACGGAUUGUGAUUGAGAUGGAAUGUACCAAGAAAGGAGGAACUUACUCAAGUAGUGGUGGAUGUAUUCAGGGUGAAUCCUCUGGUUCCUCUCAGACCAGCUAUUCUAUUGGUCAGGUUGGAGUCAUUCCUCCAGGAGGCAGCCAGCGUGGAUGUGUCUCAGGCACUGGCGGCAUAUACAGCAAAUAUGGUUGUAAAGAUACUGCUGUCUCAAUUAACACCGGCAUGUCCUAUGGCCAGUCUGUCUCCACAGGCAGUGGUGUUAAAAAGCCAGUGUCCUAUCCUGAAAGCAACCCCUACCCACCUGUGCGUGAAACUUUCCCAUCGAUCUUGGCCAAUUCUGGACAUGGCGUCAGCAGCAUUAUCUAUUCACAAGGUGGACAGAGAGUCAAUCCUUGUGAUAAAAGUUCAUCCUCCUACAACAUCAUUAUCUGUAAACUGAGACAAUCUUCUACCUCACAGAACAGCAAUACCCAAGUCCAAGGUCAGUCCACUUUCUCACUGGGCAGCCAACAGGAUGGAUCGGCUUCCUCCGGUGUCAGUACGGGUUGUGGAGAGGGUACUUCAUACGACAGCAAUCCCUGCCACCAGGGUUCACAAAGUAAUUCAGGCAGCAGUAACCGUGAUUGUGAUCAGAGUUCAUCCAAUUGUGCAGGCAACAAGGUUAUCGUUGCCCGGGAUACAUCUCGUGCUCUAAGCAGAAGCAGUUACAAUGGACAGAAUGAAUCCUCUAGCACAAACAGCAGUAGUGCCAAUGUCCAGGGUGGAGCAUUUAUCUCAUUGAACAACACUUCCAGUGGCCAGGGAUUACCUUCAGGAGGAAAGCAGUCUGGUGGAGACGGCUCACAUUCCUCAGACGGUGGCCAAAUAAGCUCUGCUGGGAAACAGUCCAGCCCUAGCCUUUUGCUGCUAUUCAGUGUUUUGAGUGCCUUUGCCACCUCUUCAGUUGUGCCCAAGUGGUUUAUAUGAACAUCUGAAUACGUGACUGGAGACCACGAAGUGUAUUCUGUAAUAACAGAUUAAUUUUUUGUACAAAAUUCUAAUCAAAGUUGAAUAUAUAAUUUGUCGGUUUGUUGUAAUGUCAUUAUGUAGGGCUAAUAUGCCACGCUUUUGAUUAGUUCUACCUUUUUUAGUUUACAGUAUAUGCUGGUUUAUUUUUCAGUAUUUUAGGCAUCAUUUGAAAAGGAGAUAUUGUGCCCUAACUAUAUGAAUUUUUAUUUCUAACUGACAUGAUGAAUACCUGAUUUGAAUCUGAUCUAGUUGUGAAUCCAACCACUCAGAAGAUAUCUGGAACCACAUGACUAUUAACCCAGGGAAAAAUUAACAGCAGAUUGUCAUGUGUGCAAGCUGAAGGCUCUCACUUGUCAUUACGUAAAAUAAAGCCAAUCCUGUAAUUUUUUUAUAAAAAAGCCUCAAUGGAACAGAAAAGCAGUGUUGGAAUAUUACUCUUAAUCUAUUAUAGUAAUUAAAUUAGAGUGAAGUGUAAAUCUUGCAAUACAGAAAUUUCUUAUUGCAGUGAAACUUUUGGAUAUUCCACCUCUUCCAUAAAACGCCACUGAAGGCAGACAUUCUAAUACUUAGAAUAGAUCACCAUGUGUCUCGACCAGCGGUUUUCAACCUUUUUUCACCUUUGGAAAUCUUAGACAUAGUCUGUGGACCACAGGUUGAAAACCACAGAUCUAGGUACACUCCACCUAGAGCUUUAGUAGGGAGUGUAGCCCAGAAGAGGCUCUGGAGGGCUAAUAACCUUGGAACUGAUGAAAACCACCCACUCUGGGAAUGUUUGAGAAUUACUCCGGCUACUGAAACUGCUAGUAUCUCUGUAUCAGCUCUCUUUCAGCAAGUAUUUUGCCUAAACUACAAGACCUGAUUUAUUGUCAAAUUUAAUUUCAAGAAUGAUAUUGAGAUCCAUAAAAUAGUAUCGCUGUGCAGCAGACAUAGUCCCAGAGAAACAUCAUCUUUGACUGGUAAGGAUUUCAAGGAAACAAAGUUUCACAUAUAGCAUCUUUUAACAGUGUUUUCCCUUGGAGAUCUAUUCAGAAGUGUUGCCUUUGAAAGGCUGGAUAUGUAAUCUGGGAAGAUGCAGAUUACCCCCAGAAAAUGCAAAUGCUAAUAGUUUUAAAAUGUAACCUGUUCAUACUCCCUUUCAAUCAAUAAAUUCCUAGCAGCAGGUAAAUGGUGUUUAAUAAAUUACAUCUUUAUCGUAUAGUAUUGUCUCUAACAGAUGUGUACAACUGUCAUUGUUCUACUAGCAUGGUAUGUUUUAAGAUAGGUCAAAUGUUAACCAAGUGCACCUAAAACACUUUAAAAAAAAAUCACACAACUUCUAUAGGUAUUGGAUUGUAGUCCUAAAGCACUUAAAACUAUAUUCACACUGUAAACCUCCUGGGGUAGGUACAUGGAUGAAAUCCUGUCCCCAUUGAAAUUGAUGGGAAUUUUGACAUUGACUUCAAUAGGGCCAGGAUUUCACUCAUUGCUGUUUUUUUCCCCUAUGUUCUAUACAGAGCACACUGUCAGCACUCCAUAAAUUCUUAAUAUUCUCAAACCAAAUCCUGAAGUCAUUACUUAUUCAAAAUGAGUUUUGCUUGAAUAAGAACUCCCAGAUUUGACCCAUCAUGCUUAUCUUUAAAACAGAUUAAUAUAUACAAUAAAAUAGCGAUCUAAAAUACAAUAUGCUGUGUAGUGUUCAUUUGCAUAACUUUAUUGAAGCAGGGCAAUAUCUAUCAUUGGGUCCAUACAAUGUCUUGCCAUUCAUCACUUUUCUGAGGUAUAAAAAAAUUAGUUUUUAAACUGUUUUUGGCAUAAUACUGGUGUGCAGUUUUAUGUGAGUUUCAUAACACACCAUAACUAAGUGUGGGGGAGUGAAAAUGCAAGGAUUAUAGGUGUAAAUAAUGUGGACCUGAGAAUUAUGAGUUUGGGUGAAGUGAUGUUUGAGAGAAAAAUACCACCAUUUUCCCUUAUUACAAGUUGUGUUUUUGUUUUUGUUUUUUUUUUAAAGUAUUCACUGUAUGUCUUUGUCUCUAAAUCAAUAGGAGGAACAAAGGUAACAUGGGAUAGUUGGAAUGAAUCUUUUCAGUGAAUUAAUAAGAGAAAAAGAGGCUUUAUAUGUAAUAUUGUUUUUUUCCUUAUUCUAAUAAAACUUGUUCAACUAUUAGAAA